Messenger RNA from Eurypyga helias (sunbittern), 921 nucleotides. Its product is annotated as TBC1 domain family member 31-like. Lineage: Eukaryota; Metazoa; Chordata; Aves; Eurypygiformes; Eurypygidae. The record is from RefSeq and is a predicted model, not a curated record. The transcript is spliced from 6 exons. The annotation marks the transcript as partial. Gene Ontology annotation, cellular component: centrosome.
AUGAACACGGUAAUUAAGGAAGCUUAUCACCUUAUGGAGGCUACACCACUAGAUAUCCAUCCACAGCGUAUGCUUGAUGACUUCAUACCACUUACAAAAGGACAGUACCCUAUAUUUAAUAAGUAUCCCCAGUUCAUUGUGGAUUAUCAAACUCAGGAACGGGAGAGGAUCAGACAGGAUGAAAUUGAAUACUUACGAGAAAGACAAUUAGCACAUGAAUUAGAAGCUAAAGCACAGGAACAGAAAGCAGAAGAUGAAGCCUGGUAUCGAAAGCAGGAAUUACUUCAAGAAGCUGAAGAACAGAGGAGAAAAAUGCUAUUGGAAGAAGAAGAGAAGCUGGCGGAUCAGAGGAAGAGACUAGCUGCUGUGAAAAGAGAACUGAAAGUAAAGGAACUACAAUUUCUAGAUGCUUCGAGAAGGCGUUUUCUGAAAUACCAGCAAGAGCAGCGUCAAAUGGAACUGAAACGUCUUGAUGACGAAAUUGCAAGAAAGGCAUCCAUGAGAGAGCAGGAAACAGCUGCUACUGUCCAAGACGUGGAACUACGACGGAUGGAACUUGAAUCACAGAGGCAGCUUUUUGAACAGCAUCUAAUCAAAGAUCAAGAGGCAGUUACAAAGGAAAUGAAAGAAGAGGUGGAUGCCCAUCGAAGAAAGGUGGAUCUGGAAGAUCGUCUUGUUCAGAGAAUGAUGGAAAUAGAUAGAGAAGAAAACCAGAAAGCUCAGAUAGUGGCUGAAGAAAACUUAGCCAAAGCGGAGCAGAAACGCAUUGACACCAACUGGAGGUUGCAAGCGUUGCAUCAACUAAGGCGCGAUGAUCAGGCCCGGGAGAGGCAUUACGAAGAGAUAGCCAAGCUCCUGCAUGACAACAGGGCGAAAGAAGCUGAACUGCUGAAGGCCAUGAGGGAAGCAGAAGAAAAAACG